Molecule: messenger RNA, 1674 nt
Organism: Triticum dicoccoides
Lineage: Eukaryota; Viridiplantae; Streptophyta; Magnoliopsida; Poales; Poaceae
Product: probable LRR receptor-like serine/threonine-protein kinase At1g05700
Exons: 3
Coding region: 120-1541 (473 amino acids)
Source: RefSeq, a predicted model, not a curated record
GACUUCUUUAUCACGGUGAUGGGCCGCACGUUAGCGCUGAGAUUGUCAACCUAAACUCCAUGGCAAGUUGCACUUUCAUUUUUAGAUGAAUACAAGUUGCAUUUUCUAUUUCUAAAUGAAUGCAAGUUGCAUUUCUUUCACAAAAAAGGUUACUUGUUGAUGUUUCCUCCAUAUUGUUAAUCGAGCACCAGGCAAAUUCAAUCCAAAUACUAAAUUGUGCCGGUUGUGUUUCUCUGCUAUAUAACUACGCACACAAGUCAUUUGUUGCUUAUACGAAGCUUCUUGGUUUGCAUGAUUGCUUCUCGGCAAUGCAAGAACCCAAGAGUGCCAUGGUGUUCAGCUUCAGUUGCUCGGCAAAUAGAAGACUGCCAUGGAUCUUGGCUUUGCUGCUCAUGAUGACUCGAGGCGAUGGCCAGUCUACUCCGGGGUUUCUAAGCGUAGAUUGUGGAUUCACAAACGAUAGUCCCUACAAGGACAGCACCACGGGACUCCUGUUCCUUCCUGACCUUAAAUUUGUCGAGGGCGGUGUGAGCAACAAUAUUUCAGCAGCAUUCAUGGCUGAUGCCCCAUAUGAGAACCAGAAAACCUUGAGGAGCUUUCCUCAGGGCAAACGGAAUUGCUACACACUGCCAUCGACAAUUGGGAAGAAGUUUUUGUUGAGGGCUAUGUUUACUUAUGGCAACUACGAUGGGUUGAACAGGAGUAUGGACGGGUCACCUUUUCUGUUCGGGCUCCAUAUUGGCGUCAACUUCUGGGAUACGGUGAACUUAACAAAUAUGGAUCCAUCGAUCACGGAUUGGAAGGAGGUACUCACCAUUGCUCCGAGCAACUUCGUAUCCUUCUGUCUGAUAAACUUCGGUUCAGGGACUCCGUUCGUGUCUUCCUUGGAGCUGAGGCCACUGCUAGAUCCGAUGUACCCUUUUGUGAAUACAAGGGUAUCAGUCGGCUAUUUUAGACGGAUCAGAUUUGGCAAUGCCACUGAAUAUAUCACAAGAUAUCCAACGGACCCUUACGACCGGUUUUGGGAGGGCUGGUCUUUCUCCUACAGCUCCUACCCCUGGAUUAGCCCCAGCACUAGCAACAAAGUGGAGAUUCUCCCAGGAGACGACUACUUCAAUGUGCCGAUGGCCAUCUUCCAGAAGGCCACGACCCUAGACGCAAACUACUCCUUCAUGAGCCUCGGCAUGGCAAAGGGUCCUAAUUGGGACCAUGAGAGUGUCCGCCUUCUCCCGAUCUUCCACUUCGCUGAAAUCAAUGGUAGCAACCCGAACAGAAGGUUCGACAUCUACAACGAAGGCGAUUUGCUGCACCGGGGCUUCUCCCCGUCGCUUUUACAGGCCAACAGCUUGCACGACAGCGGGCGGUUCUUGUAUAACGGCAAUGCGUUGUACACCCUGAAUAAGACGCGCAGCUCGAUCCUGCCACCGCUCAUCAAUGCGCUUGAGGUGUACUCGCUCAUUCGGAUGGAAAACUUCACCACUGACUCCGAGGAUGGUAAGAUCGAUCAUCAACGUAGAUAUUGCACGCAUAUCCGCAUAUAACAAAUAUAACAUGUAGGAGUAUGUGGCAGAUUCGCAUUAUCAUGAUGCAGUUUAUUCAGUUGAUGAACAACACCUCCAGGCUCCAACUCUCUGCAUUUAAAAAAAUCUUAAUGACAAAAAUCUCAUUGUGUAC